AUGGCUCCUCCUCCUCCCGCGACCUUGCCUCUGGCCGAGAGGCUGAAGGCUCUGGCCCAGACCCUCCAGUUUGCCUGGUUUGUUGGCCACCUCACCCUGCUCCUCUCCGUCUUUCGCUAUACCCUGUCCUUCAUCUUCUUCAACUACUACUCUUCCGCGGCCCGAAUCUCGUACCGCCUGGCCUUCAUCUCUGCUGCCGUGACCUAUGGAAUUGUCGUUUACAAGGGCCACUUCGCCCGGGGUGUCUCGGGCAGUGUGCCUCAGAUUGUGACCAAGCUCAUCUCUGAUGAGAACGUGCAGUACCUGGGAAUGGCUCUUGUCUGGCUGUACUCCCGCCAGCUCAUUCUCGCUCUCCUCCCCUUCAGCGUCUACUCCGUCUUCCACGUUGCGACUUACACUCGCAUGUACCUGAUCCCGACCCUGCAGCCCCCAGCUCCCGGUGCCGCGAGCCCCGCUUCGCCCACCUCCGGCUCCAAGCCCGCCGGCAAGCAGAACCCCCUCGCCGAGACCAUUGGCCGCUUCAUCAAGCAGUACUACGAUGCCAGCAUGGGUGUCGUCGCCACUCUUGAGAUCCUGCUCCUCCUCCGCCUCGUCCUGUCCGCUAUCACCUUCUCCAAGGGUAGCUGGGUUCUGCUGAUCGUCUACCUGUCGUUCUUCCGUGCCCGCUACGCCCAGAGCUCCUUCGUCCAGCAGGCUGUUCGCCAGCUGACCGCUCGCGCCGACGCCUCGAUCUCCCACCAGAGCACUCCCCCUCAGGUUCGCCAGGGCUGGGAGGCAUUCAAGGGUGUCGUGCGCCAGGCCUACGAUGCGACCGACAUUGGCCGCUACAUUGCCGGCCCUGCCGCUGCCAACAAGAAGCCCCAGUAA
This is a messenger RNA of Penicillium cataractarum, 867 nucleotides long. RefSeq lists its product as uncharacterized. Bases 1 to 867 code for a protein of 288 amino acids. The transcript has 4 exons. NCBI's taxonomy places the organism in Eukaryota, Fungi, Ascomycota, Eurotiomycetes, Eurotiales, Aspergillaceae. Gene Ontology annotation, biological process: membrane organization; endoplasmic reticulum tubular network organization. The record is from RefSeq and is a predicted model, not a curated record. Gene Ontology annotation, cellular component: endoplasmic reticulum; membrane.